UCUUUUGAAUUUAUUCUCAUUGUCUUUUUCAUGUGAUUCUUUACUUUCAAUCCUGCAUUUAAAUUCCUCAUCAAGUUCUUUCACCAUCUAUAAACAUUGAAUGUGUAUUCCUUUCUAUUACAAAAGGGUUUGGCUGUCUUAAUUUAUGCACAUUUUUUUUAUUAUGAUUAGUGCUUUCUAUUUUUCUCGAACUGAUUGUGGUAUGGGCGCAAUCAUAUCUCGUCUUGCAAAGAGGUUUAUGCCACAGAGUAGAGUCAGGAUUCUGAUGUUGGGGCUUGAUGAUUCUGGAAAGACGACCAUUUUAUACAAGCUGAAGCUCGGAGAAAUUGUCACGACCCAUCCAACCAUUGGUUUCAAUGUGGAGGCUUUGGAGUACAAAAACAUUUGCUUCAGCUUAUGGGAUGUAGGAGGACAACAGAAGAUUAGGCCUUUAUGGAGACAUUACUUUGAGAAGGUAGAAGGAUUAAUCUUUGUGGUAGACACCAAUGACAGAGAAAGAAUCUCUGAAGCUCGGAACGAGUUGCAUCGGAUUUUAGGUGAUGGUGAACUAAAGGAUACAACACUGCUCGUCUUUGCGAAUAAGCAAGACUCACCGAAUGCUAUGCGUAUCGACGAGGUUGCUGAUAAACUCGGCCUGCACGCCCUUCGCGAACGGAGCUGGUUCAUCCAGAGCUGCUCUGCUAUGCUUGGUAAAGGACUGUAUGAGGGUCUAGAUUGGCUUUCCAACAUCUCAGACAAACCAAACCGAAAUGACCAAAAAAUUAAACUGAACCGAAUUGAAAAUCGUUGAUUCGGUUCACUAUUAUUAAUAAGUUUUUCAAUGAAAAUUCUUCAGAAUUCACACUGUAUGAUUAUGAUAUUCGAUAGUGUCGGCAUUCAGACAUGUCUCUUUCUCA
This is a messenger RNA of Mercurialis annua (annual mercury), 896 nucleotides long. RefSeq names its product ADP-ribosylation factor 1. The coding region runs from base 146 to 790 and encodes 214 amino acids. NCBI's taxonomy places the organism in Eukaryota, Viridiplantae, Streptophyta, Magnoliopsida, Malpighiales, Euphorbiaceae. The record is from RefSeq and is a predicted model, not a curated record. Gene Ontology annotation, cellular component: cytoplasm. Gene Ontology annotation, biological process: vesicle-mediated transport; intracellular protein transport. Gene Ontology annotation, molecular function: GTPase activity; GTP binding. The transcript is spliced from 5 exons.